Gossypium arboreum is the source of this 1929-nucleotide messenger RNA. RefSeq names its product protein TIC 55, chloroplastic. Gene Ontology annotation, biological process: protein targeting to chloroplast. The transcript is spliced from 3 exons. Gene Ontology annotation, cellular component: chloroplast. Lineage: Eukaryota; Viridiplantae; Streptophyta; Magnoliopsida; Malvales; Malvaceae. The coding region runs from base 240 to 1868 and encodes 542 amino acids. Gene Ontology annotation, molecular function: 2 iron, 2 sulfur cluster binding; chlorophyllide a oxygenase activity. The record is from RefSeq and is a predicted model, not a curated record.
GCAAAUGACCAAAAGUCCAAAUGUAAAGCAACAGAUGUGAAGAUGUGGAACCAAGGCUGCGCCUUGUUUGGUGAACUUUCUUUUCCUUUUCUCUGAGAAAAUGUGUGGUUACGAGUAGAGCAACCUUCCCGCAAGCAACCCCCACCCUCCCAGUUUCAUAGCACGAUUUCUCUCUUUUCUAAGCAUUUCCCCCCUCUUCUUCUUCCUUUUUGAUACCGGAAUUUACUCUACCCAAUAUCAUGGCUCUAUCUUUGAGUCCAUGUCUCCCUCACACUACUUAUCUGUCUAAGGCACUUUCCACCUCAAAACUAACAACCAUUAGCGUAAGUUUCAACAACCCAUUACUUGGUUUUAAACCAGUGAAGUUGAGAAACAACCAGGUGAGAUGCCAUGCAGUGACUGAUUUGAAGAGUGCAUCUUCUCUGGAUCAGAGCAAAGGAGAAGGUGAUGAUCGUGGUGAGGAGGAAAGCAAAGGGGAUAGGAUCGUGGCGGAUUAUAAUUGGACUGAGGAGUGGUACCCACUUUACCUCACCAAGGAUGUACCUGAUGAUGCUCCUCUUGGUCUCACUGUGUUUGACCAGCAGCUCGUCUUGUAUAAAGAUGGCAACGGGGUGCUUCACUGUUAUCAAGAUCGAUGCCCCCACAGGUUAGCCAAGCUAUCUGAAGGUCAAUUGAUCGAUGGUAGACUUGAAUGCCUGUACCAUGGUUGGCAAUUUGAAGGCAAUGGAAAAUGUGUCAAGAUACCUCAGAUUCCAGCUGAUGCCAAAAUUCCUCGUUCAGUUUGCGUUAAGACAUAUGAUGUGAAAGAGUCCCAAGGAGUUGUAUGGGUAUGGAUGUCACAGACGACUCCACCAAACCCUGAAAAACUACCAUGGUUCGAGAACUUCGCCAGACCAGGGUUUCAAGACACUUCAACUAUCCAUGAACUUCCAUACGACCACUCCAUUCUCCUUGAGAACCUCAUGGAUCCUGCACAUAUCCCUAUCUCUCAUGAUAGAACUGAUUGGACUGCCAAAAGGGAAGAUGCUCAGGCGCUUCUGUUUGAGGUAACAGAACGUACGGAUAGAGGAUUCGCUGGCUGGUGGGGUAAAGAAAAAGAUGGAUCCAUGCCCAACUUCUUACGCUUUGAUGCACCAUGUGUUCUUCAGAAUAACAGAGAACUGGUUGAUAAAGAUGGAGAAAAACACUACUUUACAGGUCUCUUCCUUUGCAGACCAACUGGACAAGGGAAAUCUAUGCUUAUUGUUAGGUUUGGAGGAACCAAAAGAUCUCCAUUGGCGAAGCUAUUCCCUAAAUGGUAUUUCCAUCAGAAUGCAAGCAAGGUCUUCGAGCAAGAUAUGGGAUUUUUGUCAUCCCAGAAUGAGGUACUCAUGAAAGAAAAGGUUCCCACAAAAGAGUUGUACAUUAAUUUAAAGUCCUCGGAUACAUGGGUUGCUGAAUACAGGAAGUGGAUGGAUAAAGUUGGGCAUGGAAUGCCUUACUAUUUUGGUCACAGCACCUUAUCUCCACCGAAACUACCUGCAGUGGUAGAACAUGCACCGGCAGGACUCAUUGCUGGAGUUUCGGCAUCUUCACCAGCUAAAGGUGGGAUUGGAACAAUGCAUGCUCCCAAUUUGGCUAACCGAUAUUUCCGCCAUGUGAUCCAUUGCAAGGGUUGCAGUAGUGUAGUCAAAGCUUUUACAGCUUGGAAAAAGGGGCUUAGUGCAGCAGCUCCAGUGCUUACUGCAUUAGCAAUUCUAGCAUCCAGCAGACAGUGGAAGGCCUUUCUUGUUCUAUCGGCAACAUUGUGCUUGGGUGGAGCCUAUGCAUGCUCCACUGCAGUCGCAAUGAACACAACAAACUUCAUAAGAGUACAUAGGAGAUUGUAAUUUUGAAACCAGCGAAUACCAUCUCAUAUGAAUCAUUUCCCUCUUAUUUUCAUAGACAAAA